Messenger RNA from Trachemys scripta elegans, 3393 nucleotides. Its product is annotated as adhesion G protein-coupled receptor E3-like. The transcript has 24 exons. Gene Ontology annotation, molecular function: calcium ion binding; G protein-coupled receptor activity. The record is from RefSeq and is a predicted model, not a curated record. Gene Ontology annotation, biological process: cell surface receptor signaling pathway; adenylate cyclase-activating G protein-coupled receptor signaling pathway. Lineage: Eukaryota; Metazoa; Chordata; Testudines; Emydidae. Gene Ontology annotation, cellular component: membrane.
GGAGGCUGCAAAGCUCAGAAUCCUCAGAACUCGACCUGUCCUGAUAGCAUCUGAGCCACCAUGGGAACCCGAGGUGACGUGUAUCCAUUGGGGCUCUGCAUCGCCCUGUGCCUGGGGGGCACCGUGGCCCAGAAUAACGGCGUACAAGGUACCACUGAGGACUGCAACAGCCAUGUGCUAUGCCCAGCAAACGCCAAGUGUGUGAACAACACCCACUGCACCUGCCUGGAUGGAUACCAGUCACAUGGGAAUCGCUUCUUCAAUGACACAACGGAGAUCUGUGACGAUAUUAACGAGUGUCUGGGGCCGAGCCCACCAGUCUGCGGACGCAACACACACUGCAACAAUACGGCUGGGAGUUACUACUGCCACUGCAUCGCUGGCUAUGAGCUCAGCUCUGGGAAAGCCAACUUCACGCACGCAAAUGAGAGCACCUGCCAGGAUAUUGACGAGUGUCAGGGCCCGAACCCGGCAGACUGCGGACCCCACGGAAACUGCACCAAUGCGCCUGGGAAUUACUCCAGCAGCUGCAUCGAGUCCAGCUCUGGGAAAGCCAAGUUCAUGCACGCGAGUGAGAACACCUGCCAGGACAUUGAUGAGUGCCAGCGAAACACCACAAUCUGUGAGCCCCACGGGAACUGCAUCAACAUACCAGGGAAUUACAUGUGUAAAUGCAGUUGGGGAUUUGGGAAGAGUCAAAAGGAUCCGUCUAAGAUCUGCACAGACAUCGACGAGUGCAACAAGACCCCAGAUAUCUGUGGCCCCAAUGCCACGUGUAACAACACCUACGGGAGCUACUGGUGUGAGUGCCGGGCCGGAUACGUCCCCUCCGACAGGAACAGGACCCUGUGCCAAGAGCUCACCUGCCCCCAGCUGCUGGAUGAUGACAACUCUGCCGAAGCCAAGAACCUCCAGGGCAGCUUCCAGGCACAGGUGGGACGACUCUGCAAGGCGGCGCUGGAGGAGCUGAAGCAGAUGAACUCUCAGAACGCCGAAGAGAAGCUGCAGGGCUUCUUGGAGAUUCUGGAGAAGCAGAUAAAUCUGGUCGGGCAGCAGAGCGAGAGCGUGGAGCGGAGACACCAGAUCGCGACGGAGCUAAUGGCCACAGUGGAGAAGCAGCUGAGGACACUGGCCGGGACCCUGCCUGACAGCACGAUCAGCAUCACAUCCACCAACGGCACAGAGCUGGGGCUGGCGGUCAGGCAGGCUGGGAACCAGAGCCAGGAGACCGUGACGCUGCAGCAGAGCAAGACGCAGAUGGAAUUAAACUGGGCCGGAGACCCAGGGCAGGAAAAUAAAGGCUUCACGCUGGCCGGGCUGCUGACAUACCAGGGGAUGAGCCCCAUCCUGGACGGUGCUGGGCGGGUGGAGGCGCCCGAGUGGGAUGAGAUCGGCCAGACGGGGAAGUGGGUGCAGGACCCGGGGCAACCCAGCUACCGUGUGCUGUCUCCAGUGGUGUCGGCCUUCAUCAGUGACCCAAACCCCCAGGCACUCGGCCUCUCCGUCAGCAUCCGCUUCAGCCACCCAGUGCCGGAGAACAAGACCGACCUGCGCCUCCUCUGCGCCUACUGGGAGCCUGACAGCAGGCGCUGGGCCACCCACGGCUGCACCCUGCAGAAGUUGACCACCACCAGCACCCACUGCCAGUGCAACCACCUGACCAGCUUCGCCGUGCUCAUGGCCUUCUACGAGCUGGAGGGAAAGCGGAGCGGCGGAAGCAGCGGGUUUUGCUCUUUCUUUAAUUCAGCCUUAGAGAUUUUGAAGUCCACGUGUGGAGAUGGGAGUGCGGCGUUAUCAUUGGAGAACGCGACUCUCCCUUUCAAUGCCCUCCUGAACAGCACCUCCCUCUGGGAUGGCGGAGACAAGGGGGACGUGGGGUCGGCCGUGACGGUCCUGCUGCUGAGCGUGGAAUGGGCUGCGCUGGCCACUGCGCUCCGGUCUCCAGAUAAGACAACAAAGAACAUGACGACAGAGUCUAUGGCUAUCCAGACGCGGCUCAUCACAGGGGACUGCAGCCGGGAAAGUGAGGUCAUCACGCUGAGAGCUCACGAGGAGAUGAUGGACGUGCACUGUGAUACAGUCACCGGGGCAGCCACACGAGGUUUGGGGGCUGCUGCUUUUAUUUCCUACUCCACCCUGGACUCCAUCAUCAGUGCGAGACGUCUCAGCGAGGGAAAUCUACGGGCUGGAGGGAAGCUGGAGAAGAGUCAUCUCAACUCCAGGGUGGUGAGUGGGGCCGUCGGAGACGGGAGACCCAUUAACCUCUCCAGACCCGCAAACUUCACCCUGCGCCACAGACAGGCGAAAAAAGAGGAGGAAGAGGCUCUCUGUGUCUACUGGAAAGUAGUGGCCGAGAGCGGCAGCUGGUCUCCGGACGGCUGCACCGCCGUGCACACGAACAGCACUCACACCACCUGCAGCUGUGACCAUCUCUCCAGCUUCGCCAUCCUAAUGGCUCCCACCACAGUGACGGAGAGUUACCCACUGACCAUUAUCACCUACGUGGGACUGACCAUCUCCCUGCCGUGCCUCUUCCUCGCCAUCCUCACCUUCCUCCUGUGCCGCUCCAUCCGCAACGUCAGCACCUCCCUCCACCUGCAGCUCUGCCUCUGCCUCUUCCUGGCCGACCUGCUCUUCCUCACCGCUGUGAUCCUCAUUGGCAGUCGGGUGGCGUGUGCUGUCAUUGCUGGGCUCCUACACUACCUCUUCCUGGCCUGCUUUUCCUGGAUGUUGCUGGAGGGGCUGCACCUCUUCCUCACCGUCAGGAACCUGAAGGUCGUGAAUUACACCAGCGCCAGCCGGUUCAAGAAGAGAUUCAUGUACCCGUUCGGCUACGGAUUCCCAGCCCUGGUGGUGGCUAUUUCUGCAGCGGUGAAUCCUGACGGCUACAGAUCUUCCGAACACUGCUGGCUCAGCCUGGACAGAGGCUUUCGUUGGAGCUUCCUGGGUCCAGUCUGUGCCAUAAUCCUGAUAAAUAUAACGUUCUUUGCGCUGACCCUGUGGAUCCUGAGAAACAGACUCUCCUCCCUCAAUGCAGAUGUGUCCACCCUCAGAGACCACAGGUUACUGACCUUUAAAGCCAUCGCCCAGCUCUUCAUUCUGGGCUGCACGUGGAGCCUUGGUCUCCUCCAAGUCGGCCCAGCAGCCACGGUCAUGGCGUAUUUAUUCACCAUCGUCAACAGCCUGCAGGGAGCCUUCAUCUUCCUGGUGCACUGUCUCCUCAAUCGCCAGGUGAGAGAGGAGUACAGGAGAUGGAUCAAGGGAUUCCGAAUGUUCAGCACAAAAUCUCAGACAUACGAUCUAUCCAUGUCUGCUGUCCCCACCACCAGCACCAAGACGGUAAGAGGUCCUCUGCUCUGUUCCAAUACCAGCCUGUGAAACAGGCAACUCUAG